This is a messenger RNA of Schizosaccharomyces japonicus yFS275, 5319 nucleotides long. RefSeq names its product myosin-52. The transcript is spliced from 3 exons. Bases 244 to 4941 code for a protein of 1565 amino acids. Gene Ontology annotation, molecular function: ATP binding; microfilament motor activity; cytoskeletal motor activity. NCBI's taxonomy places the organism in Eukaryota, Fungi, Ascomycota, Schizosaccharomycetes, Schizosaccharomycetales, Schizosaccharomycetaceae. Gene Ontology annotation, cellular component: myosin complex; cortical actin cytoskeleton; cell cortex of cell tip. Gene Ontology annotation, biological process: formin-nucleated actin cable assembly; mating projection actin fusion focus assembly; actin filament bundle organization. The record is from RefSeq and is a predicted model, not a curated record.
GCUUAAAACGUCCUAACGCUACCCUUAGGUCGCGUCCCCUCUUCAAAUACCGGCUUCCUAAGGAAAACUUAACACUAGAAAGCAGAACAAACUAUUUCGUAAAGCUUAAAAAGGUGUAAUUACUGGUUAUUGAAGUGGGUUUCAUGAUUCUCGGCUGAAUUACUACUUUGAACUUAUUUAUUGCAAAAAUUGUGAAUGAACUAGGCUACAGGUUUUGAGGAACGGUCUAAGUAAGCGUUUCAAAUGAAAAAGCAUUUGUAUUAUCCAGAACUUCCUUGUUGGAUUCCGAACCCUCAAAAGGGCUGGGUUGCGGGGACAGUUACCUCCUGUGAAUGCUCAGAUGGCAAGGCAGUCGUUACAGUUGAGGAUGAGGAAGGAAUUAUUACGACUUACGACGUCAAGGAAGACGACUUGAUGAAAGAAGGAAGUGGUAAUCUUCCCCUUUUGCGGAAUACCAAGACGCCCUUGGAUGCCGAUGAUUUAACAAGCCUUCCUAUUUUAAACGAACCGUCAGUGUUGGAAACACUGUUAAACCGUUAUGGUCAAAUGAAAAUUUAUACGUACUCUGGAAUUGUGCUGAUUGCUGUUAAUCCAUUUCAGCAUAUGUCAAGUUUGUACGCUCAUGAAAUGGUCCGUGCGUAUUAUGAAAAAUCAAGAGAUGAAUUAGAUCCCCACUUGUAUGCUAUAGCUGCUGAGAGUUAUCGCUGCAUGAAUAGGGACGAAAAAAAUCAAACUAUUAUUAUCUCAGGAGAGUCCGGCGCAGGAAAAACGGUAUCGGCACGUUUCAUUAUGCGCUACUUUGCCAGUAUCCACAAUGCUUCUGAUGCUGGCUCAGCAGAAGAGUUUACGGCUAUAGAGAACGAAAUUCUUGCUACGAACCCUAUCAUGGAAGCGUUUGGUAACGCAAAAACCUCUCGUAAUGAUAAUUCGUCUCGUUUUGGAAAGUACAUUCAAAUUCUUUUCAACGGAAACAGUCGUAUUAUUGGCGCCCGGAUACAAACAUAUUUAUUGGAAAGAUCGAGACUUACCUUUCAGCCUGCAACAGAACGCAACUACCAUAUCUUCUAUCAGUUACUGUCCGGUGCUUCUAAUGAGCUGCUUGGAUCGCUCAAUCUUGCAUCAGAUCCCUCGAUGUAUCACUACAUGAAUCAGGGAGGGGCUUCAAACAUUGACGGUGUUAACGAUAAAGAGGAGUUUGAGACGACUGUAACGGCUUUGAAGACCGUUGGUGUUUCCGACGAGACCUGUAGUAGCAUCUAUUCUGUAUUGGCUGCUUUGCUUCACAUUGGUAAUAUCGAGGUUACUGCUUCACGAAAUGAUGCUUAUGUUAAUGCGAAAGAAGAUAGCCUGAAAAUGGCUUCAAAACUUCUUGAAAUUGAUGCUUCUAAAUUUGCAAAAUGGAUUACGCAUCGCAACCUAAAAAUGCGUAAUGACAGCAUUGUCAAACCGCUUACAAAGGCAAAUGCUAUCAUUGCCAGGGAUUCCGUUUCAAAGUAUUUGUACGCUUGCCUUUUUGAUUGGUUGGUAGCUACGAUUAACGAGUCGUUAACUUCAUCUUCGAAAAGAUUGAAUGAAGUAGAGAAGAGUUUUAUCGGAGUGCUUGAUAUUUAUGGAUUUGAACAUUUCAAAAAGAACUCAUUUGAGCAGUUCUGUAUCAACUAUGCAAAUGAAAAACUUCAACAGGAAUUUUACAAGCAUGUUUUUAAGUUGGAGCAGGAAGAAUACGCAAGUGAGGGACUUCAAUGGUCAUACAUUGAUUACCAGGAUAACCAACCGUGCAUUGAUAUGAUUGAGAACAAACUUGGAAUUCUUUCGCUGCUAGAUGAGGAAUGCAGAAUGCCUACCAAUAGCGAAAAGAAUUGGGUCAGCAAGCUAAAUUCUCAUUUUACUAAGGACCCUUACAAGAAUUCCUACAAACAAUCGCGGUUUAGUGAAACUGAAUUUACGAUCAAGCAUUAUGCUCUUGAUGUUACUUACAAUGCCGAAGGUUUUAUCGACAAAAACAAGGAUACCAUUUCGGAAGAACUGAUUGAUUUGUUGAAUUCUUCUAAGAACUCAUUCUUGACUGAUCUGCUUUCUUUCCGUGCGAACCAAGCAACGAGUGUAGUUUCAAAAGCUAGAAAUGCUCGGCCACGGAAUCCGACUCUUGGUGCUAUGUUUAAGGCAUCUCUUAUUGGCUUAAUGGACACUAUAAAUGAAACAAACGCUCAUUAUAUCCGUUGCGUUAAGCCCAAUGAAGCUAAGGCUGCAUGGGAAUUUGACAGCAAUAUGGUUUUGUCACAACUUCGAGCAUGCGGUGUUCUUGAGACGAUUCGAAUUUCGUGUGCAGGAUUUCCUUCUCGUUGGACAUUCAAAGACUUUACUGAGCGAUAUUACAUGCUUGUGAAAUCUACUAAUUGGACGAAGGAAACAAACAAACUCUGCCAAUUGUUGCUUGAUGAAACAGUAGAGCCUGAGAAAUAUCAGAUUGGAACAAGUAAAAUCUUCUUUCGCUCUGGUGUUGUUCCGUAUCUCGAUCGUUUAAGAAACGAAAAAAUGAGAGCGUGUGCAUACACACUGUAUAGUGUGUUCGCUACAAACUAUUACCGCAUAAGUUUCAUUAAAAUCAUAAGGGGAAUCAAAGGACUUCAAUCUGUUGUUCGUGGCUAUCUUGCUAGACAAAGAGUGGAACAAGAACGUCUUAAUAAGUGUGCUACCGUUAUCCAAAGUGCAUGGAAGACAUAUGUCGCAAAACAGUCAUUUCGGAGAAGUAGAAGCAGUAUUAUCCUUGUUCAAAGUCUCGUUCGACGCAGUAUUAUUCGUCGUUCCCUCCAACACAAGAAGCUUUCGGAUGCCGCUGUUGUUUUGCAAUCUUGGUGGAAGACUAUCCUUGAGAAGAGACAUUAUCAAAGUCUUAGAUACUAUACGAUUCGGAUUCAGUCGUUGUGGAGAACGAAGCUUGCCAAACGACAAUUGGUGCAAUUGAGAAUUGAGUCUAAGCAAGCUAACCACUAUAAGGAAGUAUCAUACAAACUCGAAAACAAGGUGUUCGAGCUUACCCAAGCACUUGAAUCUGAACGGCAAGAAAAUAAGGUUCUUGUUGACAGAGUUUCAGAGUUGGAAGCAGUACUUGCCUCUUAUGCUGAAACUAAGCUUACUCAAGACCGCGAAUUGAGAGAAACGCAAUUGAUGCUGGAGGACCAUUCCGAAAAGGACUCUUAUCUUAAGAUGCUCGAGGAAAAAGAGCAGGAGUUGGCCAGAGUAUACAAUAGCGUCCAAUCAUUGAAGGAAGCAAAUGAUGAUCUGGUGAGAAUGAACGAAUCGCUGAAAUUGCAAAAGCAACAGAAUGAUAAUGUUCUGAAGAAACAAUCUCUGAAACUUCAACAAAAGCAAGAGAUUAUUACGAGCUUGAGUCAAGCUACACGUGUGCUGAAUACGAUGUCCAGCAUUGAAGCCAGUCAUUCUCGAGACUCGAUUGGAUCUAGUCGUGAAUCUCUUAUGAUGGACGCCAGAACACGGAGAGAGCUUAAUAACUUGCUGUUUGGUGAUCGUUUACAGAUUGAUUUGGAUCGCCUAUAUCAACUUCCGCUUGCCAAGUAUAACACGCUCAAUAAGAAUGUGGAAUCUCUUGCUCAAAACACGCUUUUCCUUUCUCAUAUGACCUUCCUUGUCUUACUUCAAAUGUGGAAGGCUGAUGUGCCCAUGGACUCACUUAAGGUUGUUGAACGUACGUUGGAACAUAUUCCAUCUAGUAUCGCAAUUCAUCAUGGGCCGAAUGGUGAGCCUCUGUAUGCUUUUUGGGUUACCAACUUGUACAACCUUGUUGCACUCAUCAAUUCAAGAAUUCAAUUGAUUACAGAGCAUGGCUCUGAUGAAUUUCCCGAGGAGAGUGGGGAACAGAUGAGAAAGGCAGCCCAGGAGUACACAAAAUGUCUGUCUAAUGUUUACGCAGCUUGGAUUGACUCUAUCAAUGCUACUAUUAAGCCCAUGGUUGUCUCCGCUGUCCUUGAGAAUGGCACCGACUUACCUGCUCGUGGAACUGUGUUGCCUAAGAUUACUCCGGCAAAUGGUUUGAGACGCUUGUUCACUAAAACCACAACUCAACGUCAAACUGCCAAGUAUAUGAAGGAUGUCAUCCGCGUCCUUGAUGAGGUGUACCGUCAAUGCCAGAUGUUCAGCGUCUCAAACGAGCUGUAUGUGGGCAUCGUGAAAAACGUGUACCGCUGCUUGAACAUUGUUGCAUUCAACAGUUUGUACCUUGACGUGAAGGGUUCAUGGAAGAUCGGAGCCAACAUGUCGUACAACUAUUCUAUUCUGAAGGAAUGGUGUUUGCAACAUGGAGCCGCUGAGGCAGUUGUCCAACUUGAGGAAAUGUUUGAGGUCUCCAAGCUGCUGCAAACGAGAAAGGAUAAGGAAGACUUUAUGAAUGAACAAGUAAACCUGUGCUGGGCAUUGUCGCUGUACCAGAUUCACUGGAUUCUAACACACUAUCACUAUUCCGAGUAUGAGGGAAUGUGUACCUCUACUUACUUGUCCAAUUUAUCCAAGAGAGCCGUACAAGAGGAUGAUUCAAAGAACUCGUUUGUGAUUAAGUACACCUUAAUUCCAUUUGAGAGUCCUUCAACCUUACCUCAACCUCCUGCUUUCGGCCAAAUCACUUUGCCCGAGGGCUCUGAGUUGUUUACGCUGAAACGUUUCGCCGAUCUUGUGAAUGUUGAGGAAAGCUUCCAACAGGCAAUGAUAAGCAUCCGGUUAGCAAACGAAGCUGAUGAGAAGAUCAGUGAUAUUCCGCUCGAAAUUGAAGACGGCCAAAAGGAAAAGGAAGAACCCGUUAAAAACCAUACGGGACAGGUCAGUAGAUUAGAGCCGGAGAAUGUACGACCUGCUGAAUCGCAAUCAAAAAGACUUGAAGCCCAAAUAGAAGCCAUCAUGAAAGGGACCGUUCUUCCCGGUUCGACUUAAAGUUCAUCUGUGAUGCGACACCCCAACACCGAUGUGAAUCUAUUUCACAAGACCUCCCUACGACUUCUUUCCCGAAACAUAAAACAUGAACUCACACAUUUAACCAAUUGACCAACCUCAAAGUCCUGUCGACUCACACAACUCUAAUACCCACGUCCGUCACUCGACCUAAUGCAUUUUGUUAGUGCGACACACUCCCGGCAUCGUUAAAACCCUCUCUUGUCGUCGCAAUGCAAACAAUAAUACGCACGCAGGUUACAAUAAUAUAGAUUUAAGACCCAUAACCCAUUUCCCACCAAACCAUUGAUAAGCAAUACGUGAAGAAAACACGUCAAGUAGCCAUACUACCUAUUAACUAUGGUAUCGCUCUGUAGACGU